Odocoileus virginianus texanus is the source of this 2916-nucleotide messenger RNA. It is a transcript of the gene RNPS1, whose product is annotated as RNA binding protein with serine rich domain 1. Gene Ontology annotation, biological process: mRNA splicing, via spliceosome. Lineage: Eukaryota; Metazoa; Chordata; Mammalia; Artiodactyla; Cervidae. Gene Ontology annotation, molecular function: RNA binding. Gene Ontology annotation, cellular component: ASAP complex; cytoplasm; nucleoplasm. The record is from RefSeq and is a predicted model, not a curated record.
GUCCUGUCACCUGAACUUAUGUGAACAGAAUCAACCUUUGCUUUCUAGCCCUCUGGCCACACCCAGAAAAGCCUUCCCUUACUUUGUGUUCUCAAUUGAGUUUUGAGAAUAAACGGUGGUGCUUGUUUUCACAAAGAGCAGAUCUUUAGGACUGGGGUGGGGCCCUAGAAUAUGUAUUCUAGGUCAGCUGUGUAAUAAGGUAGCCUCUGGCCACACGUGGCUACUGAGUACUUGGAAUGUACCUAGUUGAAAUUGAUGUGUCUAAAAAGCUUGGCAUGGGGAAGCAUGGAUAUUUUAUUAAUCAUUUUGUAUGCUGAUUGGUGAAAAGAUUAUGUUUGGGGUGUAGUGUGUCAGAUAAAUACAUCACUCACAGUUAUUCAUCUGUUAACUAAUGCUUUUUUGCAACGUAAUUCCAAGAAAAUUUUAGAGUACUCUUGUAGCUGGCUCUCUUUCUAUUGGACAAUACUACUCUUGAUGACCGUAAUGGGGGCAGUCCCGGGACGCCUGCUGAUCACUCAGAGGUUGUGUGACUUCAGAGCCAAGAGUUUGUCUCAGAGAAAAGCCUCCAAAGCCUUUCUCCUAACAUUAGCUAACAUUUGUUGAGCCUUAACUAGAUCCCCAAGACUCUUUUAAUGGUUAAUUUGGUUUAUGUUCUUGACAGCUAUGAAGCUUAGGAACUCUCUGUCUCUCCUUAAUGCGGAUGAGAAAUUGAGGCUCAGAAUGAUUAAGGGAUUGAUAUAAAGACACAACAAAGCUUUGAAUCAAACCCAAACAGGGGGACUUCAGACUCUUUAAGCACUGAAUUAUACUCACUGAUUGUCCAAGCAAGCACACUAACUGUAAACAGUUUGCCUACUGAGUGUCUGUAGUGCCUUAUUUAUUAUUUUUUUUAAAAAUUUUGGCUCUUUUGUGUGUGUAUGCCCUCUCAUUUUGAGACAUAAUGUCUAAAAAGACUUCAUAGGCCUGAAAAAGAACAGCACAGGUAAUACUCUGUUUUGCACUCUCAUUUGCUUGUCCACAGCUGGGCACUCUUUCUUGAGUCAGAAUGUUUAUCCAGCAUUUUGGCAGCACUGCACACAUGGAAACAGGAUCCUGAUUGGUGGGCUGUGUCCAGGUUACUUACAGGAAGGCUGCACUUUGGCGUAAAUUGCAAUCGAUUAGGGAUCGUUUCUCAGACUCAAGUUAGACGUGAGAGUUCAGAUAAGUGAGGCCGCCAUUGCUGCUUUGAACACCUCAGAAGGGGAGAAUGGAUUUAUCAGGAGUGAAAAAGAAGAGCUUGCUAGGAGUCAAAGAAAAUAAUAAAAAGUCCAGCACUAGGGCGCCUUCUCCCACCAAACGCAAAGACCGCUCUGAUGAGAAGUCCAAGGACCGCUCUAAAGAUAAAGGGGCCACCAAGGAGUCGAGUGAGAAGGAUCGCGGCAGGGAUAAGACUCGGAAGAGGCGCAGCGCUUCCAGCGGGAGCAGCAGCACCAGGUCCCGGUCCAGCUCUACCUCCAGCUCAGGCUCUAGCACCAGCACGGGCUCCAGCAGUGGCUCCAGCUCGUCUUCAGCCUCUAGCCGCUCCGGAAGUUCUAGCACGUCACGCAGCUCCAGCUCCAGCAGCUCCUCCGGCUCCCCGAGCCCUUCUCGGCGCAGACACGACAACAGGCGGCGUUCCCGCUCAAAGUCCAAGCCACCGAAGAGAGAUGAGAAGGAAAGGAAGAGGCGGAGCCCUUCCCCGAAACCCACCAAAGUGCACAUCGGGCGGCUCACCAGGAAUGUGACCAAGGAUCACAUCAUGGAGAUAUUCUCCACCUAUGGGAAAAUUAAAAUGAUUGACAUGCCUGUAGAAAGGAUGCACCCCCAUUUGUCUAAAGGCUACGCCUAUGUGGAGUUUGAGAAUCCAGACGAGGCUGAGAAGGCGCUGAAGCACAUGGACGGAGGACAAAUCGAUGGCCAGGAGAUCACUGCCACUGCUGUGCUGGCCCCCUGGCCCCGGCCACCCCCCCGGAGAUUCAGCCCUCCCAGGAGGAUGCUGCCACCUCCUCCUAUGUGGCGCAGGUCACCCCCACGGAUGAGGAGAAGGUCGCGCUCCCCGCGCCGUCGGUCGCCCGCGCGCCGUCGCUCCCGCUCUCCAGGCCGCCGCCGCCACCGCAGCCGCUCCAGCUCCAACUCCUCCCGAUAGGCGGGGCUCGGAGCUCUGCCCCUGCGACUCCCUCCCACCUCCCUUGUCCAUUUCCAGGGAGUCACUGGGAGGAAAUCGCUCCCUCGGGGCAGGCUUCAAGGUGGAGGCAGCGGGGUUCAAGUGGCAGGAGUGUUGUGGGUCUGGGGUCGUGCUUGUAAAGAUGCCCUCCAGUUUUCUAGCUAGAGCGACUCCACGUUUCUAGUUCCUGAGAGUUUAGCGGCAGAGCCAGCAGGGGUGAGCACGGGGCUUCCGGUGCGGGGACAGCCCCAGCCUGGGGGCCUAUCUUCCCAUUCCACAGAUGACUGGGGCUGGGCUAGGGCUUCCCGCAGGAAAGGCGUGCUUUUAGGCAACUGCUGCUCCUGUUAGCCUGGCCCAGCUGGAGUCCUCUUCUAACCUCUAGGGUCAAAUACCACCCCCACCACCACCAUCUGCCCAGAAUGGUUCUUUACGCAUGUAGUCAUGUGCAAGGACACACACACACAGACCCCUCUUUCUGAAAUCGUUGAGAGCCAGCUCUGCCAGGUCAUCACAGAACCCCACCCCCACCCCAACUCCACUGUGUUGGUAUUCUUGGUGGUCUUGCUGGUUACCUUGGCAGCGUGUACAUUGCUUUUUCAGCUUUUGUUGUACAGUCAGUACUAUAAAUUUUGAGUUUUGUAACUUUGUAGCAUUUUAGAUGAUGUUGUGUUUGUACUUUGUUGUGUAGAGUAAAAGAAUUGUGUUGAAUAAACCUAGGAUUAGAGUGCAAUGUG